GUUAUACAGGAGAUCAGAUGAGAUGAUCACAAUGGUCCUUUUUGGCCUUGGAAUCUAUAAAUCCAUGAAUAUGAAAACCACAUGCUUGGACGCCUACUCAACCUGUGCACCAAAGCUCCAUGGUUUCUGUAUGAUUUUCACGCUCAGUAAAGAGAUAAAUAAAAAGCUGGCAGAUAUAAUUUUAUGAUUACCCUAGACACCCUAGACUUUGGCCAGAUGGCAGACUCUAGAGCCUAAGUUUUAGCUACUGGUUCUAAUUCAGUGAUGUCCUGUCUGUCCUCUCAGUUUUGUAACUCACGCUGCAGGUUGGAUUUGUAUUCCACAACUUUCUGCUAUAGGUUUCUUGACUGAUCUUCCUGCUUUCAUCCUGCCUCACCAUGAAUACCAUCGCUAACAUAAUGCAGGAGCUGCGUGACUAUUGGGCAGACCAUUUCUCACGCAGAUUUCUACCUAAGAGGCCUCCCCUUCGCCGAAUCACCUCCAUUUCCACUUUCUACCUCCUGGACCACAGAACCCGGCAGGCUGAACUGGGUUUGGAUUACGGCCCUCCGCGGGCUCAGCUGAGUGAUGCCAAGUUUGUCUUCCAGGAUGGCAAAUGGCAAGGUGAGAGUGGCCUCUCUCAUCGGCCGCCACUGCUGCAGUUAUUCUCCUCCCAUGACCGGGAGCAGUCCUGUAAAGUAAUGAAGAAGGAGAACAAGGCUCUCUUGGAGGAGAACAAUUACCUGAAGCUGCAGCUCGAGCUGCUGAUGGACAUGCUGACAGAGACCACGGCCCGACUGCACAUGGUGGAGAAAAAGAUGGACAUCCCUACACGGCAUACCAAGAUGAAGAAGCCAAAUAAGGUGUUGAUGCUUAAGUCCUAGCAGGAACCUUGGAUGCAAGACCAGGGAGUUUACACUUGCUUGGUUCCAGAAGUCUAAAAAAUUCCUGAAUCAAAUUAACUUGUAGAGUGAUUUUUGCUUUAAUUGUAUGUAUUAAGUAAAUUAGAAUUUAUUUUAUGACUCCCAAUUAGACAGCAAGAAAUCAGUCAGUACAGUUCAUUACACUUCAAAACCAAACCUGACUGUUCAUGGAUUGUGUCAUAUAAACAACAGAAAAGCAGUUUUACCCAUUAUUCAAAUGCAGAAGUUGGGAUUUAAGAAUAUUCUUGAACUUAAAAUCACUUUUAACUAACAGUAGAAUAAAAUAAUAAAACUUAGCACUUUUAUGGUGCUGUUCAUCUACAGAUCUCAAAAAACGUUAAAGGAAAUAUCAUUACCUCAAUACUACAGUUGCAAAACAGAUGGCAGAUAGAGAGGAAGGAUGAUCCAGUCAGGGCCGCCCAGAGGAUUCAGGGGGCCUGGGGCAAAGCAAU
Terrapene triunguis (Three-toed box turtle) is the source of this 1354-nucleotide messenger RNA. RefSeq names its product chibby family member 3 (gene CBY3). The record is from RefSeq and is a predicted model, not a curated record. The transcript has a single exon. NCBI's taxonomy places the organism in Eukaryota, Metazoa, Chordata, Testudines, Emydidae. Bases 378 to 863 code for a protein of 161 amino acids.